CACACCAGCUGGCUGUGUCCAUCACAGCUACCAAGUCUGAGAAUUCCUGAUUAUACUUAGAACCCACAGAGUCAGUGGCGGAGAGGAACGUUGCAAUGAACCAUGCUUUCAAAUUGAGCAGCCGCGAAGGAAUAUGCCUGUCUUUGACUAAAGAAGACGGAUCCCAUUUUCCCCCUUCCUUGGAUUAACCAUGAAAGACUCGCUCAACAUUCCACUUGUACAUAUCUUUACUCUGGCGGCCUUCAGCUUGGCUGAAAGACUCCCAAAAGCUCCCAUGAUCACCACUCCCCUUGAAACUGUGGAUGCUCUCGUUGAAGAGGAAGCCACCUUUGAGUGUGUAGUAGAGUCUUUUCCCCAAGCAGAGAUUACUUGGACACGUAACAACAUUCCUAUCAGGCUUUUUGACACCCGAUACAGCAUACGGGAAAAUGGGCAGCUCUUAAAAAUCCUGAGUGUGGAGGACAGCGAUGAUGGGGUCUACUGCUGCACUGCAAACAAUGGCGUAGGAAUCACUGCAGAGAAUUGUGGUGCUUUACAGGUGAAAAUGAAACCCAAAAUAACCCGUCCACCUUCAAAUGUGAAAAUAAUAGAAGGAUUAAAAGCUGUUUUCCCAUGCACUACAAUGGGGAAUCCCAAGCCUUCAGUCUCAUGGAUCAAAGGAGAACAUGUUGUAAAGGAAAACGCACGGAUUGCUAUUCUUGAAUCCGGCAGCUUAAGGAUUCAUAAUGUUCAAAGAGAAGAUGGUGGUCACUAUAGAUGUGUUGCAAAGAACAGCCUUGGCACUGCCUACUCGAAACCUGUAAUUCUGGAAGUGGAAGUUUUUGCUCGAAUCCUGAAAGCUCCUGAAUCCUACAACAUUAGCUUUGGCUCAGUGGUGACACUGCAGUGUGCAGCAACAGGCAUUCCAACUCCCACCGUGACAUGGCUUGAAAAUGGAAAAGCUGUCUCAGCAGGAUCUAUUGUAGAAACAGUAAAAGACAGAGUGAUUGAUUCUAGACUUCAGGUCUAUGUCACCCGGCCCGGUCUGUUCACUUGUAUAGCUACCAAUAAGCACAGCGAGACUUAUGGCACUGCAAAAGCUGCGGCUACAAUCAAUGUGUCAGAAUGGAGCAGACUUUACAAAGGUGAUGCAGGCUACUGCAGCACAUACCGUGGAGAGGUGUGUAGAGCUCUGUUAGCAAAGGAUGCAUUUGUUUUCUUCAACGCUUCCUAUGGAGACCCGGAGGAAACACAGGAACUGCUUGUCCGCACAGCACUGACUGAGCUCAAAACCGUGAGUCCUUUAUGCCGCCCUGCUGCUGAAUCACUGCUCUGUCACUACAUCUUCCAGGAAUGCAACCCCUCCAGGAGUGGACCUGCUCCCAAACCUGUUUGCAGAGAGCAUUGCCUUGCUGUAAAGGAUCUGUACUGCUUUAAGGAAUGGCUUUCGAUGGAAGAAAAUGCCCGCAGAGGCAUCUACAAACCGGGGCUGAUGUUGCUUACCCUGCCAGAGUGCAACAGACUCCCCAGCUUACAUCAGGAUCCUAAGGCCUGCACAUGGAUUCCACAUCUAGAUCUUAAAAAGGAAGAUGUAACAACAACUUGUUACAAAGGCAAUGGGUUAACCUACGAAGGUUCUGUCAAUGUCACAGCCUCCGGCAUUCCUUGUCAGAAGUGGAGCGAGCAGGUGCCUCAUUCACACAGAAAAACCCCUCAGGCUUUCCCAGAGCUCUCAAAUGCAGCAAACUAUUGCCGUAAUCCAGGAGGUGUAAAUGAACAACCAUGGUGUUAUACAAAAGAUGCAUCUGUAAAAUGGGAAUACUGCAAUGUGCCUCAUUGUGGAGAUGAACCUUUGUUAGAAGCAACAACACCAAGUUUACUUUUGCCGUAUUACCCUUCCUCUUUCUCCCCAACCUACUCCAUGACUGUCAUCAUCUCCAUCAUUUGUAGCUUUGCAAUGCUGAUUGUACUUGCUAUUACUGUUUUGAUUUGUUGCCGUAGGCGCAAGCAAUGGAAGAACAAAACAAGGGAAUCAGUCCCACCAGCCCUGACCACACUACCAUCUGAGCUCUUAUUGGACAGGUUGCAUCCAAAUCCCAUGUAUCAGCGCAUGCCUUUACUUUUGAAUCCAAAAUUAUUCAGUCUGGAGUACCCACGAAACAACAUUGAAUAUGUGAGAGAUAUUGGAGAAGGGGCUUUUGGACGGGUUUUCCAAGCAAGAGCACCUGGACUUCUUCCUUAUGAAUCAUUCACAAUGGUGGCAGUGAAGAUGCUCAAAGAAGAGGCCUCAGCAGACAUGCAGGCCGACUUCCAGAGAGAAGCAGCUCUCAUGGCAGAAUUUGAUAAUCCAAACAUUGUCAAGCUUUUAGGAGUGUGUGCUGUUGGAAAGCCCAUGUGCCUGCUGUUUGAAUACAUGGCCUUCGGAGACCUUAAUGAAUACUUGCGCAACCGAUCACCACGUAAUCUCUGUAGCUUAAGUGACAAUAACUUUGAACUAGGGGUCAGACCUUCCAGCCCUAACUUGCUUGCCCUGUCUUGUACCAACCAGCUCUACAUUGCCAAACAGGUGGCGGCUGGAAUGGCCUACCUCUCUGAGCGCAAGUUUGUUCAUCGGGACUUGGCCACCAGGAACUGUUUGGUGGGAGAAGACAUGGUGGUGAAAAUUGCGGAUUUUGGUCUCUCUAGAAACAUGUAUUCAGCAGACUAUUACAAAGCAAAUGAGAACGAUGCCAUUCCUAUACGAUGGAUGCCUCCUGAGUCUAUCUUCUACAAUCGCUACACAACUGAAUCUGAUGUUUGGGCCUACGGCGUGGUCCUGUGGGAAAUCUUUGCCUUUGGCUUGCAGCCAUAUUAUGGGAUGGCUCAUGAGGAAGUCAUCUAUUAUGUGAGGGAUGGAAACAUCCUGUCCUGCCCAGACAACUGCCCUUUGGAGCUCUACAACCUCAUGCGCCUUUGUUGGAGUAAGCUGCCUUCUGACAGACCAGGUUUUGCAAGUAUCCAUCUUAUUCUGGAGCGCAUGUACGAGAGAGUAGUGACUGCUGACCAUGAUGAGUCAAGGUAGUAACUCCAUUGGGAUGGAAGAGACAUCGUGGACCUGAGAAAUCACCCCUCUUUGGAAGUGUAACUCAUACAAGAUUUCCAAUAGCGAAAUUGAACCAAGUGAGCCCUUUCGUUUGCCUGAAGACUACAAGACUAGAUAAAGUCACUGCUGCAUUUAAAAAUGUGAUCAACGACCACUCCACCCCAUUCCCAUAUUGAAUUUUCAAAAUAUCACACUUUAACUUACAAUCUUUCCAGUUUUCUAUUUUGAUAAAUCAUUCAAAGUGGACAACCAAAAAAGUACUGAAAGUAGAUUAGGAUAAACUAGCAAAAUGGCAGAAUAUCAAAUGGAACAUUAAUUGAAACAGCAAACAACAAAAAGUAGGUGCUUCAAAGGUCUGGGAUGUUUAUCGAACUGCCAGUGUUGAACAGGAUUGUUAUAACUGUUGAUUUGGAACUUGUGUUUCUAUGUCAUUGCCUUAUUCCCACGUGAGUCAGAACAGUGGUGCAUCUAUUCCUAUGCAGUCUUCUCUAGCUGGAAGUAGCUCUCCACUGCCUCUGGGCCGAGUGUUUUCCUGCAACUCUUUUAAUUACUAAAAUAGAAUGGCAGGUGAUCAUGAUGAAUGGGAAAUGUCUACAUUCAAAGUAUCCAUGAACAUUGAUCCCAGAACAAAAGACCAUAUAAUUCAGAUUAUCAAAGCAAAAAAUUCACAUUAUCCACUUUGAACUGGAUUAUAUGAGUCUACACUGUCAUAUAAUCCAGUUCAAAGCAAAUAAUCUGGAUUUUAUAUGGCAGUGCAGAAAGGGCCUCAGCUACAGGUAUCUUAAAAAUUGGAUCCCACUCAAGAUUUCCAUAAAAUGAGUAAAGCAGUCAAUAAACCUCAUGUACCACAAAGUUUAAAAAUGCACUUUUCUUGUUAAAGUCUUUUAAAUGUAAAGUACAUUAUUUUCUCUGUUAUUAAUUCUAAUGUGGAAGUUUUAGUACAACUGAGAGGAAAGCAGGGCUUUUUAAAAAUCCAGCAUUCUAGCCUUUGUUUUAUUAGUGGAAAGGUUUUCCCCUGACAUUAAGUCCAGUCGUGUCCGACUAUGGACGUUGGUGCUCAUCUCCAUUUCUAAGACAAAGAGCCAGCAUUGUCCGUAGACACCUCCAAGGUCAUGUGGCAGGCAUGACUGCAUGGAACGCGGAGCGGUGCCUGAGCGGAUCUACUCAUAUUCGCAUGUUUUUGAACUGCUAGGUUGGCAGAAGCUGGGCUAACCCCAGGAGCUCAUGCCGCUGCCCAAAUUCAAACCUGUGACCUUUUGGUUAGCAAGUUCAGUAGCUCAGUGGUUUAACCAACUGCACCACCGGGAUCAAAGCAGAGUGAAAUUACAUUGUUUUGGAUAGCACCCAAUUCCAAAACAAAUUUGAAUAAUUAAGGUGUUAUUACAAGGGGAAGACAAAGCCUUGUUUUACACAAUGCUGUGGCAAAUUGUGCUACUAUAUGAACUGUUUAAGAUUUGUAAUGCUGCUUAAAUGUUGUCAUCAUCUAGCAUGUAUUCUAGGUUGGUGUACUAAAUUGUAUUCUCUCUCUCUCGUGAAUAUACAAGGAUUGUGAUCAGACUUUUAAGAUCUCAGAAGAGGUGUAUUUCUGAAUGACUGUAUUUCACUUCCCUAAUACAGUAGUCAUUGUUUUUUUUUUAAAUCAAUUUUGUUAUGGCAAAUCUAAGAAAAAAAAAAGAAUUUUGGACUGAAUUUUUCACCUAACCCACAGUUAGUGCCUUUCCUUUGACGUUAAGGGGUUUUGGAAGAAGGAUUUCAGAAGAAGGAUGCAACUCUUGCAAUAGUUUUGUCUGAAAUGAUGCGUAUAUGAAGUUGUGAGUCAGGUAAUGAAUGGAUAGAUAUACGCAUCAUUUCAGACAAACUAUUGCAAGAGUUGCAUCCUUCUUCUGAAAUUCAUUUUUUUUCUUAGAUUUGCCAUAACAAACUUGAUUUUUUUUUAAAAAAAAUCAACUGUAUCUCCUUCCUCCUCCUCACUCAUUUCACUCUCAGAAAACCCUUCGAAGGAAUCUUCAUCAGUGGAUGACAUAAGUAUCUCCCGGAUCCUCUUCCUCUGUUGUUCCUCAUCUAACUCUUGGGCACUCCUUUUCCCUUUUCUGACACCCUUACUACCAGUUGCAGUGUUGCUAACAGACUCUUCUACAACAGACAAUUUCUUUAUAUUUUGGAUUAAAUAAAAUCAAAAUAGUUGAAA
Messenger RNA from Anolis sagrei ordinatus, 5249 nucleotides. It is a transcript of the gene MUSK, whose product is annotated as muscle associated receptor tyrosine kinase. Gene Ontology annotation, molecular function: transmembrane receptor protein tyrosine kinase activity; Wnt-protein binding; ATP binding. Gene Ontology annotation, cellular component: plasma membrane; signaling receptor complex. Gene Ontology annotation, biological process: multicellular organism development; protein phosphorylation; positive regulation of phosphatidylinositol 3-kinase/protein kinase B signal transduction. The record is from RefSeq and is a predicted model, not a curated record. NCBI's taxonomy places the organism in Eukaryota, Metazoa, Chordata, Lepidosauria, Squamata, Anolidae.